Messenger RNA from Neltuma alba, 2273 nucleotides. RefSeq names its product mitochondrial phosphate carrier protein 3, mitochondrial. Gene Ontology annotation, cellular component: mitochondrial inner membrane. Gene Ontology annotation, molecular function: phosphate transmembrane transporter activity. The transcript is spliced from 7 exons. NCBI's taxonomy places the organism in Eukaryota, Viridiplantae, Streptophyta, Magnoliopsida, Fabales, Fabaceae. Gene Ontology annotation, biological process: mitochondrial phosphate ion transmembrane transport. The record is from RefSeq and is a predicted model, not a curated record. Bases 352 to 1941 code for a protein of 529 amino acids.
UUCACAACAAAACACUACAGGAAAAGACGCCGAUAUCUGCUUUUCAUCGAGUCCAUUCACACUCCGUGCUAGUUUGCGGCGAAAUCCCGCUCCCCCCCCCCCCCAGUCCUCAAAGCUCCGUGCCAAUAUCUUCGUUUCUGAUUUUUCAGCUUUCCGUAGAUCUUACCUCUCUCCCUCUAUUAGUCCACUUUCAGUUUCAAACAUGUCCAUUCUCGAUUUGUUAAGGUUUUCGACCGACUAAGAAUUCUCUACGCGUGUGUACAAUGCGCUGCGCUUCAAAUCUGAAUAAUAUAGUUUGCAUCUGGACGGGAUCGGCGGGAUCGUUUCGACACGAGUUUUGAAUCGGCUGCAAUGGGUUCGAACCAGUCCGCACAAGUAAUCAAGGAGAGCGACGAGGAAGAGGAAGAAGACGACGAUGAGAGGAACAUCAACGGCGAGAGGGAUAGGUUGGAAUCGGAUAAUCAUUUGUUGAAGAAAGUGUUAGAGCAAGAACCGGAGAUGCUACCGUGCCGCGCAUCAGCGUCGCCACUAUCCCCGCAGCUUUCUUCCUUGGGAACGCCUCGUCUUGGUCCCUCCAUCAAGGUCUGGGAUCCUUACAAUGUCUUGGCUCCGCCGCCGCCUCUGCCACCGCCUCCAGUGUUCUCGAGGAGCUUCUCCGCGAACGCAAUUGAUGAUGACCAGACGGUGACGGAGGUGUAUCUGAUCAGCCAUGGAGAAGAGCGUUUGGCAGUCAGAGAUUGGGUGUGCGUCUCUGGCAUUCAAUUGAAGUCUCCGACACACCCUCGCUUCCUCAUUCAUCGCUCUUCCUCCAUGGCUCUCUUGGACAGCUCACGCCGCAACUCUUUGAUUCCUACCUUCCUCUACUCCUCUUCUUCCUCCCCCAAAACCCUGCCUCUUCAGAAGAUGCUCCACUCUAACCCCGCCGCCGCCUCAUUACCGGCCUCCAAUUUCGAAGUCGGAUCGCCCAGGCCUAACUUCAUGAUUCCGUCUCCAAGUGAGCCCGGCAAGAUCGAGAUGUACUCGCCCGCCUUCUAUACUGCUUGUACCUUCGGUGGAAUUCUCAGCUGUGGUCUCACUCACACGGCGGUUACACCUCUUGACCUUGUCAAGUGUAAUAUGCAGAUUGACCCUGCAAAGUACAAAAGCAUCUCGUCUGGAUUUGGAGUAUUGCUUAAGGAGCAGGGAUUAAGGGGUUUCUUCAGAGGGUGGGUGCCAACCUUGCUUGGCUACAGCGCUCAGGGUGCUUGCAAAUUUGGAUUUUAUGAGUUCUUUAAGAAGUAUUAUUCUGAUAUUGCCGGUCCAGAGUAUGCGGCCAAGUACAAGACCUUGAUCUACCUUGCUGGUUCAGCAUCUGCUGAGUUUAUUGCUGAUGUUGCGCUCUGCCCUUUUGAGGCUGUAAAGGUUCGAGUUCAAACUCAGCCUGGUUUCGCCAGAGGUAUGGCAGAUGGUCUCCCAAAAUUCAUUAGAUCUGAAGGAGCCUUGGGGCUGUACAAGGGAAUUGUUCCUCUGUGGGGACGACAGAUCCCAUAUACAAUGAUGAAAUUUGCUUCUUUUGAGACUAUCGUUGAGAUGAUCUACAAGCAUGCCAUCCCCAUGCCGAAGAAUGAGUGCAGCAAGCCCCUGCAACUUGGUAUCAGUUUUGCUGGCGGAUAUGUUGCUGGCGUGUUUUGUGCCAUUGUAUCUCAUCCUGCUGACAACCUCGUCUCCUUCCUGAACAAUGCCAAGGGAGCUACAGUUGGUGACGCUGUGAAGAAACUUGGCUUGUGGGGUCUUUUCACCCGUGGACUCCCCCUUCGUAUUGUUAUGAUCGGAACUCUCACUGGAGCUCAGUGGGGAAUAUAUGACGCUUUCAAAGUUUUUGUGGGGCUGCCAACCACUGGUGGCGUUGCUCCUGCCGCCGCCCCUGCCUCUCAGCUAGCCGAGGCUUCGAAUCUCCAAUGAAGCAAGAUACGAUUUCAAUUUUACCCCCCUAGAUAACGUAGAAAACCAACGCAGAGACAAUAAAUAAAAGAGAAAAAAGAUUGCUUAAGUUGCCUGAGUUAACCUCAGGCUCGGUUGGGUAAUAUUUUUUUAUAUUCAGACUUUGGUUGUCAGUUUUCUUGUCUCUUGAGUAAUUAAUUUUUUGGGGAUGGUUUUGCUCUCAUCCUUAAAGCCAAACAUUUCCUAGUUAGGGAUCAUUCAUCCCAUGGAAAAUGGGAUUACACUUUUCUGUCUAAUCUCUGCAAAAAUUUGGAGGCGUGCAAUGCGUAAAUUGACAAUUUUUUUUUCGAGCA